Molecule: messenger RNA, 1995 nt
Organism: Sorghum bicolor (sorghum)
Lineage: Eukaryota; Viridiplantae; Streptophyta; Magnoliopsida; Poales; Poaceae
Product: nucleobase-ascorbate transporter LPE1
Exons: 14
Coding region: 170-1753 (527 amino acids)
Biological process (GO): transmembrane transport
Cellular component (GO): membrane
Molecular function (GO): transmembrane transporter activity
Source: RefSeq, a predicted model, not a curated record
GCCCCGACCGCUUCUUCGCAAACCUCCCCGCUCCCACUCCCCCCUUCGUCUUCCUCCGUCUCCAUCUCCCACGGAUCACCCUCUUCCUUCGUCUUCCUUCGCAGACCUGCAUUUGCUGGUGCGCCGCCGCCGCGUGGCGAGGAGCUAGCCCGCGCGGCCGGCCAGCGCCAUGCCUAUCCCCAAGGCCGACGAGCUGGUUGUGCACGCCGUCAAGGAGCAGUUCGUCGGCCUCGACUUCUGCAUCACCAGCCCCCCGCCAUGGCUCACGACGAUCCUCGUGGGCUUCCAGCACUACCUGGUGAUGCUCGGCACCACCGUCCUCAUCGCCACCAUCAUCGUCCCGCUCAUGGGCGGCGGCCAUUAUGAGAAGGCGAUUGUGAUCCAGACCAUCCUGUUCCUGUCCGGGAUCAACACGCUGCUGCAGGUCCACUUCGGCACGCGGCUCCCCGCCGUGAUGAGCGGCUCCUACACCUACAUCUACCCGGCCGUCGCCAUCAUCCUCAGCCCCCGAUACGCGCUCGUCAUCGACCCUCUCGAGAGGUUUAUCUUCACGAUGAGGUCGCUCCAGGGCGCGCUCAUCAUCGCCGGCGUCUUCCAGGCCGUCGUCGGCUUCUUCGGCAUAUGGAGAGUCUUCAUAAGGUUCCUCAGCCCUCUCGCGGCGGUCCCCUUCGUCACGCUCUCGGGCCUGGGACUCUUCUACUUCGCGUUCCCCGGGGUCACCAAAUGCAUCGAAGUGGGUCUCCCGGCCCUCGUCCUCGUGGUGAUCUUCGCGGAGUACGCCGCCCACUACUUCGCCAAGGGGAGCAUCGUUUUCGGCCGGUGCGCCGUGCUGGUGACCAUCAUCGUCGUGUGGAUCUACGCCGAGAUCCUGACGGCGGCCGGCGCCUUCAACAAUAGGGGCCCCGUGACGCAGUUCUCCUGCCGCUCCGACCGCGCCGGGAUCAUCGAGGGCUCACCUUGGGUGAGGUUUCCGUAUCCGUUCCAGUGGGGAUACCCGAUUUUCUGCUUCCAGGAUUGCUUCGCCAUGAUGGCUGCUUCUUUUGCAUCACUUAUUGAGUCUACCGGCACCUUAAUUGCAGUGUCAAGAUACGCAGGCGCCACGUUCACCCCACCCUCCGUGUUCUCGCGUGGAGUUGGCUGGGAGGGCAUAUCUAUCAUACUGGACGGGAUGUGCGGUACACUGACAGGAACUGCAGCUUCAGUUGAGAAUGCAGGCCUGUUGGCAGUGACGCGCGUUGGAAGCCGGCGAGUUGUAAAGAUCGCAGCCUUGUUCAUGAUUUUCUUCUCAUUGUUUGGCAAAUUCGGGGCGGUUCUUGCAUCCAUUCCAUUGCCGCUUUUCGCUGCGGUGUAUUGUGUCCUCUGGGCUUAUGCAGCUGGUGCAGGCUUCGCCUUCCUUCAGUACUGCAACCUCAACUCCUUGAGAACAAAGUUCAUACUCAGCAUCUCGAUAUUCCUGGGACUGUCCAUCCCACAGUACUUCCGGAUCUACGAGAUGUUCUUCGGCUUCGGACCAGUUCACACCCAUUCAGUCGCGUUCAAUGUGAUGGUCAAUGUCAUCUUCUCGUCGCCGGCGACGGUGGCCGCCAUACUGGCCUACUUUCUGGACGUCACCCACCUGUACUGGGAGGCUAGUGUGAAGAAGGACAGGGGUUGGUUCUGGUGGGAGAAGUUCAAGAACUACAAGUAUGAUGCCAGGAGCGAGGAGUUCUACCGUCUUCCUUAUGGCUUGAGCAGGUACUUCCCCUCGCUUUAGGAUGCCGAGAGGAAGAUGACAGACCAAGUUCUAUGUAACUGGUGGAGCGUAGAAGAUGAACACUAGUUCAAGGCAAUAGAACCAUAUGUUAUUAUCAAGCAGUUGGGAAGGAGCUUGAUGUUUUGAUUUACCUUAUAAAGCAUUUUGGAUGAUAAACUUUUGUAAUUACUGGGAGAGUAGGAUGGUAUCGCCAUCAACCAGGGGGAGAAUUCUGCAAUAAUUCAGUCACCAUUUUUGCUUCA